Molecule: messenger RNA, 5976 nt
Organism: Pelodiscus sinensis (Chinese soft-shelled turtle)
Lineage: Eukaryota; Metazoa; Chordata; Testudines; Trionychidae
Source: RefSeq, a predicted model, not a curated record
GAUUAAUGUUUAACAUUCCUUUUCUAGGUGACUGAAGACUUCCUGGCAACAUACCAUGCUAACUAUGGCAUCCCUACAGAUAGUUCAGACAGUUCCUCUGCUUCAAAGACCGAAAAAAAGCCAGCUGUGGAAUCUAGGAUGGUAGAGGCACCGAAGUCAACAAAUAAAAAAGCAUCCCAACAGACAGAUUCUAAACAAAAAGGAGAAAAAAGAAAACUUGAAGCGGGAUGGUUUCAUGUUGAAGAAGACAAAAACACAAAUGUGUACGUGACAGGUUUACCUCCAGACAUUACAAAGGAUGAAUUUAUACAGGUUAUGUCAAAGUGUGGUAUCAUUAUGAGAGAUCCUGUGACUGAAGAACAUAAAAUCAAACUUUAUAAAGAUAAGCAAGGAAAUCUUAAAGGAGAUGGCCUCUGUUGUUAUCUCAAGCGAGAAUCAGUUGAACUUGCAUUAAGACUUCUGGAUGACGAUGAGAUUAGAGGCUACAAAUUGCAUGUUGAAGUAGCAAAGUUUCAACUAAAGGGGGAGUAUGAUGCAAGCAAAAAGAAGAAGAAAUGCAAAGACUACAAGAAAAAGCUGUCUCAACAACAAAAACAGUUGGAUUGGAGGCCUGAGAAGAAAGAUGAUACAGUUCGAAAGCGACAUGAGCGUGUUGUCAUCAUCAGGAACAUGUUCCAUCCAAAGGAUUUUGAGGAAGACCCGUUAGUAUUGAAUGAGAUCAGGGAAGACCUACGGACAGAAUGUGAAAAGUUUGGAGCAGCAAAGAAGGUUCUCCUAUUUGAUCGACACCCAGAUGGAGUGGCCUCUGUUUCAUUUAAAGAACCAGAAGAAGCUGAUCUGUGCAUACAAGCUCUCAAUGGCAGGUGGUUUGGUGGUCGUCAGCUAAGUGUCGAAACAUGGGAUGGUACAACAGAUUAUCAGGUGGAAGAGACCUCAAGAGAGAGAGAGGAAAGGCUCAAGCUAUGGGGAUCAUUUUUAGGAGAGGCUGAUGCAGAGAAGCAGAAAAUGGCAGCUGCUUCAGAUUCUGCAGCUAGUAGUGUGAAACUGCCUGAAGACCAGCCUUCAAAAGAUAAUGGCACAUCUAAAGGUGAUGUGAAUGUGGAAGCUCAUAAGAGAGAGGAUAAUGGUGAAGGCAUUAAUGAAGAUGGCACUCCAUCAACAGAUAGCAGCCUUGCGGGCAGUGAUGAUGAAGCUGAUACAUAACAUUUCCAAUAUUUUAUGAAAGCAUGCUUUUUAGGGUGGUGAUUGGAUUUCUCUUAUCCUGUGCUUCAGGGUGACUACAGACAGUGUUCAAAUGUUUAUAUGCAUAUUUGAUGUCAUCAGCUUGUGCUUUGAAAUUUUCAUUAAAAGCCGUAGUUAAUUAAGAUCUACAAAGCUUUGUAUUAAUUGGCUGUAGUUCAAGCUAAAUAUCUCAAGUGGCCAGGAGUUCAACAGAACUGAUCGGGCUUCUUAUGUCAUAUUUGCUUGUCAGUGUUUAAAUUAUAUAAAUGUUUGAAGUGUAAGUGAACUCCCGCUUUUGAACAAUUACACAAUCUGAAACAUUUUAGUAAUGUACAAAAAUAUUAAAAUAGAUUUUAAUGUUUGGUUUAGUUUCCCUAGACUUUUGGAAUUUGGUAUCUUUCUGUUUAACUGUCUUGAGCACUUUUGACAGUUUUACAGAACAGUUGUUGCGGUAAGACCCAAUACGUUCACCCUGCAUUAGGCAUUUUAAAUAGCAGAUUAUGGGGCAUGAAAUUAUUGCUCAGUCUUCUGAAAAUUCUUGCCGUAGCCUGCACUGAGCCACAGAUAAGUGAAGAUAUUUUAAAAUCAAAAUGCUCCAUUUAGAAGGGUCUGAACUUCUUGAUUCUUUUGUUAAUGCAAACAAGUUGUGAGUAUUUUGAGAUUAGCACCUGUAAACCCUUCAAUACCUUGAACACUAAAUAAAACUGACCUUUAAUCUUCAAUUGACUUCAUCCUACCACCAAAAUGUAUUUCCAUAUGUUGAAAGCAUGUAAAAACAAUACACUGAAUGUGUGGCUUUUGAGGUUCUUUUGCUUUAACAGAUCAAAUGCUUUUUCAGUCUUUGGUAGGGUACGGAGUCAAUAUGUACCAUAUUCUUUUUGAGAGAGUUGCUUUUAGUUCAGUUCAGUGCCUACAGGGCCCCUUCCACCAAAAACUUAAUACAAUUUAAAGGACUUUGACCUUUAAUUCCAAGGCUGUCACUCAGUUUAUGAAUAUUGUUGAACGUGUUUGUCAAAAAUUAGAUGCCCUUUUCUAUUUACUUUUUUGUUUUAUUAGUGAUUAAAUUGACUUGAACAAAAUGUUUAAUUAGGCAAGUAUUUUCAAAAGAAUGCCUAAAAUUAGUCUCCUUCAUUAGGUGUGUAAAGUGGUUUGAAGUUCAAAAGUUACUUCAGUGGAUCAGCUUGUAUGCCAAGCACUUUGAAAACCCAUUUUUUUAGGCAGCUUGUUUAAAAGUAUUAUCCCUAGUUCCUCUGUUUAAUAUUUGGAGCUGUCUCUGGAUUGUUUGUUCAUUUCCAAGGUACUUUUUUAACUUUCAACUGAAAUUGUUGAUUCUUUUACAAAUGCAGAUACUGGGUGGUGACAGAUUAUGGGUGUUCGUGCUUCUGUUUCCAACUUUUGAAGCACUCAAUUUUAAUAGAGACACUGCUUGUCUUUAAUUUGUACCGUGCGUAUCUUUCUUUUUCUUUUUCUUUUUUUUUUGUCUUGACAAUUACACUGUAGUUAAGAGGUUUUUUUGAUAAUCUGUAUUUAUGUAGAUUAUGGCAAUAAGUUUGAAUAAAUAUUUAUUCAGACUACUUGCCCUUGUGGUUAUAUCUUAUUUUCUUUCAAGCAACCUAGAAGAGAGAACAGUAGUUAAGAUGAUCAGACUUGUAACCCUUGAUUGUAAGAAAGUGAUGGCUAUUUUAAUUUAUUAUAAACUAGUAUGACUAUUUUUUAAUUUUAAAUAAAACAUCCCUUUGGGAUUUUUUUUAAAAGUUGAUCAUGCCAUUGAGAGGAAACCAUUUAAUUCUCUCUCCCCCAUCUUUGAGCAUAUCAUGAAUUAUAAACCUUGGCAAAAUAAGUGCUUCUGAUGUGUUUAGUGAUUCUGUAUUGGUUAGCUUAUAAGUAUGGAGAGUAACACAUUUGAAUUGCAUCCAGCCCAUGCAGUUCUAAACAAUGUUUCCACUGGUACAGUAUUUACUGACCAUUGUGAUCACCACAAACAUGAAUGCUUAAAGCUUCUGUAUGUAACAUGCAGCUUAAUACCAUGGGCAUUGUUUUCAGCUCUCAAAUAUGAGGUUUUUGACCUUGUCAAGUUAGCAGGCAUUGUUAGCUUUCUAGAGGUCCUAAUUAAUUAUCUAAAUCAUUCUAGGCGGCUCAAUGUAGCAAUUUAAAAAAAGGAAUUUAAAUUGCUGUAGCAAAUGCCUGAGAAAUGAAUGUUUCAUGGUUCUAAAUGCCAUAUCAGUGUCAAAUCAAAUAUAAUUUAGCUUUGACUAUUUAAAACUAUGCUUAAACCAUGUAAAACGAAGGAAUUGGUGUAUGUAUAGUAACUUCCCUCUCGGUUGAUUUAAAAAUUUGAUAGCUUGCCUCUCAGUUGAUUUAAAAAUUUGACAGCUUGCCCAUUUACCAAAAUGUGUUUAAUGAGUGGGGAUAAGUUUUAAAUUCUCCCUAUUUCAGACUUGAAAUAGUGCAACAACAAAAACUAAAAAACAAAAGCCACUUCACUGGCAUUUUGAAAUAAUUUUUAAGAAUAUUGCCUGAAAUUCUGAACCAUUUGUUUCCACGUCUGGUCAAAAUGUCUAAAACAGUGGUUCCUAAUCUGUGGUCCGUGGGCCCCUCUUGGUCCGUGACGGUACUGUAGCAGAUUAGUGGAAACUUUAAAAAUAAAGGACAUGAUCUUACUUUUUCUUUUCCUUUUCCUUUUCUUUUUUUUCUCCCGUAGGGAUAGGGUGGGUCCAUGAAAUUAUAAUCGAUUGAAAAGGGAUCCAUAUACUCAAAAAGGUUGGGAACCAGUGGUCUAAAAUGACACACAUUCAUGUUGAUAUACCUCUUUACCUAUCUUUCAUACAGUAAAAUAAGGAAAAUAUUUUUUAAAACCAGCAGCUUAUUCAUGAACUAUACAAGAAUGGUGAUAAUAUAUAGAAAACAGUGAGACAAAUGACUUUAGUUUCCAGUGCAGUGCUUAUUUAAAUAGUGAUUUUAAAUUAAAGUACCUUUCCCUUUUUGUUGAAUACAAUAAUUAUGAAAGUUUUCAUAAGCUUAUAGGGGAAAUUAGUUUGCCACAUGGUUAUAUUGAAUCAUGUGAUCACAAAACAUGAAUUUGAAGCACACAAUUGUAAAUUAUAAUACAGAAUAAGGCAGUGGAUAGUGUGUAAUUAACUGAUAUGCAGAUAAGCAGAACUUCUGAAUGUAUUAAUGAUUAAUGGGUUUUUUAGACAUCUGGUAAGUGUGUGGUUUUUUUUGUUUUUUUUAUUCCAAGUGACUAUGUAGUAAUAAAUUUCUAAAAUAUAGUAUCUGCCCCCUAAAUAGUUUUACAUGAGUACAACCCAAAAGUAGCAGAAAAUGAGUCUUUUCACAUGGCCUGAGAUUCACAAAAUGCUCACAUAACCAGUCCCACUGAAGAAGACUACACUUGUGAGUACAGUUUUAUAGGAUUGAGUCCAGGGUCCUGUCAAUUCAGUAAAAAUGGCAAGAUCAGGACUCAAUAUGGGUUUCUAAUUAUCCUUAUGUAAUUUUGAAGUGCUGUUAAUCAGCUGCAUGCUUUCAGAUGCUGUCUUCACUUUUGAAAGCUGUCUUCCUGAUCUGAUCUGUACUCUUCCUACCUGAAUACCUUUAUGAAGUUCUUACAGUUCGUAGAGAAAACAAUCUUGUCAGAAGUGAACAUUUCAAGAAGCUGUCUCCCUCUUUUAAAAUUAUAGUGACCUCUGGAAAGGCCAACUAUGUCUGGUCUACAGUAAGUUGACAUGAUUUGCUAGUAUUAGUGUAGCUCAAGUUGAAAGAGCUACUUUUUGAAGAUCCUGCUCUUAGAUUUGGAUAGUGGCAAAACACUGACUCUGUAUUUAAAAUAAUUUAAAUACAAAAGGGAGGGUAAUAUUAAAUAGUUUGCACUUACAUACAGUGUGGAUAAUAUUGCCAUGUUCUAACUGUUCAUUAUAUUGCCUGCUUAAGGUCCAAAUCAUAUUGAUCUGUCAUUUUAUAAUUGAAUAAUAGUAUGAUUAUUAUGCACAAGAGAUGGUAAAAACCCAUUAAGUACUAUGCAAAGAUUAGACUGGAACAGGGAAAACCCCCUGAAAGGAGCAGAUAUAAAUGGUUUUGCAUGUACAUGUGUGAAGAGGGGAGGUAGGGAUAGUUUAGUUUCAUUUUGCAUCAAAAUGUUUGUUGCUCCUGCUGAUUUUCACUUUUAAAAUACAGCUGGAUGUACUUAACUCUUAACUGAAUUUCAAUCCUUAUUACAAGUUUUAUUUUGUACAGGGAUUGCAAUUUGCUUGAAAUCAUUAGUGUAUUACAGUGCAUUUUGGUCUUAAAAACUUGUCCCAGAUUUCAUUCACAAGACUCAACUAUUAAUUUUUGGAAUAUUUAGUUCCAGUUCACUAAAAUGUACAGGUAUUAGAUGCUUUAUAAAAUUACACUGACCUUUGUAUUCUACAGUGAAACAGUAUCCACAUCUUACACUCUGCAUUGCAACCUUGGCUAAAUUCCUUCUAAGACUUCACAUUGCUUUAGUUUUUUCGUUGGACUCAAUCUUUUUUCUGAAUUUGAGAAAAUAUGCUGUAAUAUGACAAAUUUUGUAUAUUAAGAAAGUUGUGUUACAUUGUGUGAGUGUGCUGAAUUAUGCAGGGCUUGAAGUUUUUGGUAUUGAGGUAUUCUGAAAGUGCUAUCAUAUGAUUAUAGAAAUGUAAAAUGGCUUUGUUACAUUUUUUGCACUGACCAUUAUGUAAUACUACUGUAGUAAUAUUGUAAGUUUAAAUCUUUCAAUAAACUGAUUUUUUUUUCUAA